Molecule: messenger RNA, 606 nt
Organism: Heterostelium album PN500
Lineage: Eukaryota; Evosea; Eumycetozoa; Acytosteliales; Acytosteliaceae
Exons: 2
Coding region: 1-606 (201 amino acids)
Source: RefSeq, a predicted model, not a curated record
AUGAAAAUAUUGGCAUUGUUAAUUUGUUUAAUAGUUAUUUUAAAGUGUUGUGAAGGUGGAUUCAUUGGACCAUCGGGUGAAAUUGGUAGAUCCAGUCUUACAAAUAGAAAAACUCAGGUGGUAACAUCUGCUGUGAGAAGUGCAGCAAACCAAGUGCAAUCACAAACCGGCCAACCACCAUUUGCAAAGUUCCAAAGUGUUAUCUAUGCAACCCAACUCUACAAUGACAUCUUUUAUUUCAUUAAAGUACAAGUUUCCGAUGAUGCCAAUGGCUAUGCUCAUAUUAGAGCCCGUUUACCAUUAAUUACUUUCUUUAAUUUCAAUUCAACUAGAAACGCUGUUUUGGAAGCAUUGGAAACUGGACAUACCUUACAAGAUCCCAUUAAAUAUAUGGAUCCAUCCUUGAAUUUGGUUGGUGGUGUUAUCAACAUUCAAAACGGUGUUCUAUCGGACAGCAAUGGUAGACAGAUCAAUUUGAAUAAUCCAAACAUCAUCAUGCAGGCAUCAAAGAACGGUGGUCUCAGAACUAAACCCGAAUCAAAACGUACCCAAACAGUUCCUCCCUCCAAAUACUCUCUUCAUGGAACUGAAACAUUCGAUUAUUAA